CCACCACCUCCCGCACCCUCGGCGCCCUCCCCUCCUCCACCCCCACAACCUCCCACUGAACCCGCAUACCAACGCCCGCCCAUAACCUCCCCCCGCUCCCUCCACCAACUCUCCAUCUACCUCCUUGGUAGCACCUGCCUCCUCCUCAGCACAACCCUAACCCGGCGCGCCAUCCACCGGCGCCAUCUACGCCUCACGCCCUCCUACUUCGCUCCAAAUACCAACCCACACGAGUACUUUAGCCCCUUCGCCGACGCGUGUCAGGCAUUCAACCUCGCCACCAUGAACUGCGCGAGCGUGGGGAUAAUGAUGCUAGGCGGUGUGAUGUGGGUGAGUGACAUAUCGAAUCUGCAGGAGGCGAGGAAGGUGUUGAGGGGACGACUGGGGUAUGAGCGGAUUUACGAGAGUGAGGAGGAUGUCCCGAAUUCGAUUUCGCAGAUGAUUCUGCAGGCGGGGGAGGUUAGGUUCAAGGAGGAGGAGGAAGAA
This is a messenger RNA of Bipolaris oryzae ATCC 44560, 486 nucleotides long. RefSeq lists its product as uncharacterized. Gene Ontology annotation, cellular component: mitochondrion. The record is from RefSeq and is a predicted model, not a curated record. The annotation marks the transcript as partial. The transcript has a single exon. NCBI's taxonomy places the organism in Eukaryota, Fungi, Ascomycota, Dothideomycetes, Pleosporales, Pleosporaceae.